AUAAAACAUUCCAAUAUGAGUAAAUACAAGGUCACAGAGAAAUACUCGUUUAACACGGCAGAGGGUGGGGAUGCAAAAGUUAACAAGAAAUAUCGCAGGAAAGCAUCAAAAGCGGAUGGCCUGCAUCCCAGAAGUCGUAGCCUUAGUUUGGGAUCUCUUUUGUCCCCCCAGUUGACUGUUGUUGAGAUUUCGGAAUCUUUGAAAUCCCCACAUUCGCCUUCAGGAAAAUCGUUUGAUGGUUUUAACAUGGAAACGGAUUAUUUGCAGCCAUCCCAGCAUCUUAACUUGACAUCAAAAAGGAUUUCACUACACUAUGAUAAUAUGUAUGGAUAUAAGGACAAGUACGAAAAUGUUGGAAAGCACACAGAUAAGGGCAUAGACUUCCUGGACAAAUACUACAACUUCCUCAAGAAACGCUGCGAGAUUGAACAAAGCUAUGCAAAUGAGCUCAAAAAGCUGGUCAAGAACAACCAGCCUAGGAAGAAAGAGGAAGAAGACUAUCAGUUCACAACGGCCCAGGCAUUUCUGGACAUGCUGAAGGAAGUCCAUGAUAUGGCAGGUCAACACGAGAUGAUAGCAGAAUCAACCCAGCAACAGCUCAUGGCUGAUAUCAAGAAAUGUGUCAUGGAGCUACGCACAGAUAGGCAAAAGGCAUUGAAUGAUGGUGUGAAAUUUCAAAACCAGUUAAAGGAAUCUCUGAAGAUGUUGGAUGCGGCCAAAAAGACGUACGAAAGAAAGUUUCAGGAAGCAGAACGAGCAUCGGAAACUUUCCAUAGAGCGGAUGCUGACAUUCAUCUGUCCAGAGCUGACGUAGAGAAGACACGACAGACAAGCCUUCGCAAAACCCAGGAGGCGGAGGAGAGCAAGAAUGAAUACGCCUCGCAGCUUCAGACCACCAACAGAUUUCAACAUGAGUAUUACACCAUGCUCAUGCCACAAGUGUUUCAGCAAUUACAAGACGUAGAUGAGAAGCGGAUAUCGAUGGUGAAGACUGUGAUAGAGGGGAGUGCGGCCCUGGAAAAUAGUGUGCUUCCAAUCCUUAAGUCUUGUAUAGAGGGAAUGAACAAGGCUGCGCAGUCAAUCAAUCGCAGCGCUGACUCGCAGAUGUUCGUAGAAAAAAACAGAACUGGUUUUCAAAUACCCGGAGAUAUUCCAUUUGAUGACUUGUCUAGUGGUGGAUCAAAUAGUAACUCUUUAAAUAAUAGAAAUUUAUCACCAGCAGAUGUAACUAGAAAUGAUAAAAGAACUACUGUGAAAGGGACAGGCACAGAAAAAGGCAAAAAGGAUAAAAAACGUGGUGGACUGUUCAAAAUAUUUGGAAAUACUGCUACGGAUGAACAGAAAGAUGAGUUUCCCAAUGAACCUGCUCAGCGGAGGGUGAAACUGCAGAAGAAAAUAGACGAAAUCAAAAGCAGAAUAUCACAUGAAACUAAUGAAAGAGAAGGAAUGAUGAAAAUGCGUGAUGUCUACAUGGCCAAUCCCCAGCUAGGAGAUGCUGACGUACUUACAAAGAAACUAGAUUUAAAUACCCAAACUAUAAAUGAAUUGCAACUUGAGUUGAAGAAAUUUGAGGACAUGCUAGACAACACGAAGAAUGAGCUUAGCGGUGGAGUGAUGCGCAGGCAUGGCUCUGAUGACUCCAUGACCCACAGCAUCAACUCUGUGGACAGCAGCCAGAUGCACCCCUCUGCGCCAGGCACACCCAUGCCGCAGCACAACAACACACAGGAGGAGUAUUAUGAUCGCAGAUACAGUUAUAACCAUCGGCCAGUAGAAGAUCCAGUAGUAGACCACCCACCUCCAGAUGAGUUUGAUGAGUACCCGGUGAUUGGUUCUUGUAGGGCGCUGUAUGCUUUUGAUGCCAGUGCAGAGGGAGCUGUUAAUGAGGGGUCAGUCAGUAUGGUGGAGAACGAGGAGAUGUCUGUGCUGGAGCAGGACCAGGGGGAUGGCUGGACCCGUGUGAGAAAGUACAACAACGAGGAGGGCUUCGUACCCACCACCUACAUACAGUGCCACUUCUAUGACCAGGACGCAGUCUAGCGAGGGGGAGAGAUAGGGGGGGGGGGUCAGGGAAUUGGGGCUGGUGUGUUGCGCUGAGGGAGUUGACAUACCUUUGAGUUGUUUUUGUUUUUUGGGGGGUUGGGUACAUGGUACCUGCCACAUACAUACAGUGUCACAUCUAGGCGCUAGAUGCAGUGUAGGCGGGGAGGGGGGAAGGAGGGGGGUUAACGUUACGUUGAGGGGUAUGUGGAUAUGGGAGAAUGGGCUUUUUGGGGCUUCAUGGGUAUGAUUCAGUGAAUCAGACAAUUGCUGUAUACAUACAUACAAAAAAAAGCCAUGUCUAGGCCCAGGACACAGUGAAGAGAUGGGGUGUUAGUUAUGGGGAUUGGGGGAUGGUGUAGCGCUGAGGGAGUUCACAUUAAUUUAAGGGGUAUUUGGAUUUGGGAGGAUGGGUUUUUUGGGGGUAUAUGAUUCAUUGAAUUGGACAAAAGCUGUUGGGUGGGUGCACUUUAAGAAUGGUUUUAAUAAGUUGUUUUUGUAGGUUUAAGAUAUCAAUUCGAUAGUUCACCGGUGCACAUGCUCAGCAUAUAAAAACAUCAGCUCUUCUCUAGAGAUUUUCUCUAUUUAUUUGUAUGGACUGGGAUUCUGUUGGUUGGGAAAAAGUACUGGUAUGGUAAAACUGUUUGAUGUGAGAAGUUGGGUUUCAUAGAAGUGGCAAGCAAACAGCUGGGGACAACAAAUACAAGACUUGUCCAUUUUCAAAUUGAAAAUGUCUGUUAUUUGUUGUGUCAGUGCUUGUACUUUGCUGUUUUACUGAUUGUUGGAGGAAAAUACUGCUUAACAAUAACAAUAUGUGCAAACACAUGUCAAAUGUGCAGCAGCAGAUUUCCUGGAGUGUUAUGGGAGAUAAACUAAGCUGACAUUUCUCGAUAGGUACAAUCAGCUAUACCUAAUUAAUUCAUUGUUUGAUAUUCUCUGUUAGACUGGGAGAGUUCUUCCCUAUGGUGUUCAAAGGCUCAGACCAUUGUAGUUUAUUAGAUAAAAAUGCCAGAUUAUGUAGUCAUGACAACAGUUACUGGAUUGUUGUCAGAUUUUAACACCAAACAAAUAUUUACAAAAAAUGGGUCAUACUGCGGCCUUAGAUAUUGCGUAGAUGAUUUGUUACAUGGUACAUGUAUAUUAGAUGAAUGAAUUUAGGAAUUGUGAUAUUAUUGCUGAGCAUUGAUUGUUUAUAAACACCUUAUUUGUAAUAUGUACUCUUUUUAAAACAAAAAACAACUGGGGAAGAAUAACUGUGUAUAAUGAAUAAUGAAUUAUACUAUUAAUUAAGUAAAAUAUUUAUACAGUGCAUUUUAUUUGAGUGUAUGUACAUGCAAAUACAUGUACAUAUAUAUGUUUGAAUUGAUUUAAAGUCUAUAUUAUUGUGUAUGCCUGUAUGUGUUGUAUGAAUUUCUUCUAAUGCAUGAAUUUGAAAGUUGCUGACCAGGUUUUUGAUUUUUGUGCCAAAAUGUCAUUUUAAAUGUAUUUUUAUGGCUGCUGGUCUAAUAAAUAAAGAGAUUUUGUCAUUAUUAAAGUCACUAAAAGUGUACACAAAUUCCUCAUUUUAUUUAGCUGAAGCCUUCAUAGGAUUAUCAUAGAUGAUCAGGUUUGGGAUAUUCAUUAGCAAUGCAACGAUGGUAAUGCAAGGUACUUUUAAUACCAAGUGCAGAAAUGGUCUUAAUUCCUAUGAUUUAUUUCAAAGAAUAAGCUGGCCACUCAAGAUGGCCUAAAUUGUUGCAAACACAUUUAGCAAUAGCAGGCAUAAAUAUUGAUAAUAUGAUUAAAGCACAUCAUAUUUAUGGAACUUGUAGCCAACCAAUUGUUUAAUGGUUGAUAAUGGCUUAUAAUAAUGGCUUUAUGGACUGGAAACUUGUCUUUUUUUAACAUAUGUAUUUUUCUUUUCAGUAGCUUCAAUGUAAAAAAGGGAAUUAUUGAUAAUUUAUUAUAAUUAACCUACAAGUAUUUAUGAAGGUAUUGCAUUUUAUUUUUAUGUUUUUGUAUAAAAAUGAAAUGAUUCUUUUGUUUGGACUAUUUCGCUUGAAGCAAAUAUUUUAUACUGAUGUUUUAUAUCAUACUUGUUCUUCCAUGAGCAUUUUCAUAUCAUUUAUUGUACACUUCCAUUGUAAGACAAUGUAGCUAUGUAACGCCAUGUAUUAUGUAUGUGCAUAUACACCAAUAAACAUCAAAUAAUA
This is a messenger RNA of Dreissena polymorpha, 4232 nucleotides long. Its product is annotated as formin-binding protein 1-like. Gene Ontology annotation, biological process: signal transduction. The record is from RefSeq and is a predicted model, not a curated record. NCBI's taxonomy places the organism in Eukaryota, Metazoa, Mollusca, Bivalvia, Myida, Dreissenidae. The coding region runs from base 16 to 2040 and encodes 674 amino acids. The transcript is spliced from 16 exons. Gene Ontology annotation, molecular function: protein binding.